AUGUUCGACCCGUUCUUCUCGAAUCAUUCAGCUCACCAUUAUGUUUCAAGCACCGCUCCUAUAGACGAAAUCGAUACCGAUCUUGCGGCACUCUUGGCAUGCAUGUGUUUAGAUUCAAACGAUCAUCUCUCACCUUCUCCUGCAAUCCCUCCUGAACACACUACUUCUCAUCACGUCUUCCCAUGUCAUCCUUGUCCAUCAGAUCAUGAAGCCGCCUUCGCCCAAACUAAACGACUGCCAUCUAGUCCUCUUUUAGCCACACAUCAGAAUCCCAUCCCAACAAUAGAGCCUUCAUCCAAUUCUACUCAAAGAAAACGCUUCCAUCCAUAUUCAAAACAAGUGACUGAUCAAGAUCAAAUAUCAAAGAAAGCAGGUGGUGCUAUACCGAUCACUCGAAUAGCAUCCGAAACUUCGAAAUACCUUGAUCCAACCAUGACGGUAAAUGACUUUUGGCAGGCUAAAGAACUCCGAGAACGGUCCAAGUCAAAAUUGAUGAGACGCUCAAAUGCAUCAGUCACACGUCAGCAAGGCAGAAGUAAGGAUAUGGAACAUUUCUCAACGCCUUCAUCUCGCAUUCCGAAAGUGGUAGAUGACACGAAAGCAUACCGCAUGAGGAGGAACAUUGUUUCGACGCCUAGAAUCAGAUGUAAACCUACGAUAUCUGAAGCUGGUUUUAGACUCAUAGGAAAUACACUCGGUGGUAGGAGACCAUCGAAAAAUCAAGCUAUUAGCGAAAACAGAUCAGAUAAAGAUACGGAUCAGGUAAGUUUAAGUGAGAGUCUUCACGAUUCUUUCGUUCGAUUGAUCGAUGGGGAUAAGACAUCGAGAGACCUCUUGGGUAGACCCGACGGUCGAACAGAGAAGACUUUGAAUCAUGAGGAGAAGGUCGAUUUGCAGAGAAGGUUGAGCAGGAUCAUUCACGAGUUAUGA
Kwoniella shivajii is the source of this 930-nucleotide messenger RNA. RefSeq lists its product as uncharacterized. The record is from RefSeq and is a predicted model, not a curated record. NCBI's taxonomy places the organism in Eukaryota, Fungi, Basidiomycota, Tremellomycetes, Tremellales, Cryptococcaceae. Bases 1 to 930 code for a protein of 309 amino acids. The transcript is spliced from 2 exons.